This is a messenger RNA of Nematolebias whitei (Rio pearlfish), 1752 nucleotides long. RefSeq names its product kelch-like family member 38a (gene klhl38a). Bases 1 to 1752 code for a protein of 583 amino acids. The transcript has 3 exons. Gene Ontology annotation, molecular function: protein binding. The record is from RefSeq and is a predicted model, not a curated record. Lineage: Eukaryota; Metazoa; Chordata; Actinopteri; Cyprinodontiformes; Rivulidae.
AUGGCUGUCAGGCGACAGGAUAUUUUCUCUUUUAAAGACUCGGAGCUUCCCUGCCACCUGCUUGGCCAACUCAACAUCCUGCGGCAAGAGCGUAUCCUGACUGACGUCCUUCUCUGCACCGAGCACCAGGAGAUCCCCUGCCACAGGAACGUCCUGGUGUCCAGCAGCCCGUACUUUCGUGCCAUGUUCUGCAACAACUUCCUAGAGAGCAGUCAGGCUCGCGUGCAUCUCAAGGGAAUCUCCUCCAGUGUGCUCGCCGGCAUUGUUGACUAUGUUUACACAGGCAGCAUCACCAUCACCAUGGAGAUUGUGCUCCCGCUCAUGCAGGCAGCAUCCAUGCUUCACUACGGAGGUCUCUUUGAGGCCUGCUCCAUGUUCCUCCAGGAGCAGUUGAGUCCUGAGAACUGUCUGAGCAUGAUCCGACUCUCUGAGAUCCUUCACUGUGAGAGUCUGAGGGACAGGGCGAAGGAGAUGGCAGUCAGGUGUUUCUCUGAUGUGGCUGCCACAGAGGAUUUCUGUGAACUGUCUCUUCCAGAGCUCAUGUGCUACCUGGAGGAUGACCGUCUUUGUGCUGAAGAGGAGCAGGUGUUUGAGACCCUCCUGGCAUGGAUUCACCACGACCCAUUUUCUCGACGCGGUGCCAUCCAUGAUCUGUUCAAGAAAGUCCGUCUGCGCUACAUCCAUCCAACCUACCUCUUCCAGUUCAUUGCCAACGACCCCUUGGUGCAGUCCUCCACCCUCUGCACUGAGAUAAUCGACUCGGUUCGUCGCCUCAUGCUCACAGCCAGCACCAAGUGCAGCCGUGAACUGAAACCGCUCUGGACUACGCCAAGACGUUACACUUGCAGAGAAACACUGGUGGUAGUUGGAGGACGCAAGAACAAUGAACAGACUUCACGAGAAGCUCUGCUGUAUGACGAAAGGACUCAUCGUUGGCAGUGGCUGGCCAAGCUCCCUCUGCGCCUGUACAAAGCUGCGUAUGUGUGCAUUCACAGCAUCCUGUAUGUCCUCGGGGGCCUCAGCCUCUGCAUGGCUUCCGGCGACAGCUCAGUCAGUGCCACAGUUUACACACUAUCCCUUAAAACCAACCAGUGGAGGACCGCUGAGCCCAUGCUGGAACCACGAUUUGCCCACCAAAGCGUUUCAUAUCUGCACUUCAUCUUUGUUCUAGGAGGUAUCGGGACUGAUAAGCAAAUCUCCCAGUCAGUAGAAAGGUACAACAGUAUGUUUAAUCAGUGGGAGGCCAUGGCUCCAAUGCCAACAGCUGUGCUUCAUCCAGCUGUUGCAGCCAGUGAUCAGAGGAUCUACGUUUUUGGAGGGGAGGAUGCCAUGCAGAACCCAGUAAGACUCAUUCAGGUGUAUCACAUUUCUCGCAACCUCUGGUCCAGACUGGAGACGAGAACAAUAAAAAACGUUUGUGCUCCAGCUGCUGUCAUAGAGGACAAGAUCUACAUUAUAGGAGGGUAUACUCGACGAAUGAUCGCCUACGAUACCAAAGCCAACAAAUUUGUCAAGUGUGAGAACCUGAAGGAGCGAAGGAUGCACCACAGUGCGACUGUGAUCAACAACAAGCUUUACGUCACCGGUGGACGCAUCCUCAACGGCCACGACGUCAUCGAGGACUCCGACUGCUUCGAGUGCUACGACCCCAAAACGGACGUUUGGACUUCGAAAGGUUCUCUGCCGUACAAGCUGUUUGACCACGGCUCUCUGCCACUUGUUUGUGUUUCCAACAGGCCUAACCCGCCAUGA